Molecule: messenger RNA, 10871 nt
Organism: Coturnix japonica (Japanese quail)
Lineage: Eukaryota; Metazoa; Chordata; Aves; Galliformes; Phasianidae
Gene: ZNF106
Product: zinc finger protein 106
Biological process (GO): insulin receptor signaling pathway
Cellular component (GO): cytosol; membrane
Molecular function (GO): RNA binding; zinc ion binding; SH3 domain binding
Source: RefSeq, a predicted model, not a curated record
AGUACUCUGUCAUAAGAAUUUCCCUGUUGAUUGGGCAGUUAGCCUAAAACACUUCCUGUAAUCGUGUAUAGUUACUAUACAUUUUAAUUAGUCAAAACAGGUGUUAUGUUAGGUCUCCUUGUGAUAGAUAGCUUUUUGAUGUUAUGUGCAAACUGGUGUCAGCAAGUGACCAUGAUUCAGUGACCUGUUUGUCCUGGUUUAGGUGUAGUGGUGCUAUUUUUCUCUUGUGCAGAAUGAAUUCCAUGGGUACUUGAGUAAUCUUAAGCAAGAUUCUAAGCGUGUGUGACUAAAUCAUGAUGAAGUGUUAGUGAAGAAUACCGGGGAAGUAGGUAGCUUCCUUUUGCUUAAAAAAAAAAAAAGAAAAAAGCAAAAGGAAGCUAUCUGAAAUUGGAACAAGAAUCAGCAUCCUUUGCCUUCCAGGAGUACGUUCAUGCUUUACAUGCUUGCUCUAUGUGGCCUGGUCUGAUGGAAAGUUCUGAAUGAUCUUGUACUGUUAUGGAUGCUUUGUGAAAAUAAAUAGCUGUUAAUAAUGAUUUCAGCACAUCAGCUGCCAAUGUGGUAAAACCAGAGAAUGUGUAUUUAGAUACCACUGAGAUUUCACGAAUGGCACCCUGCAAAGGCUGGAUAAGUAAUAUAAGGUGAUUGAAUCUGCUGUUGUGUUUUAAACAGGUUUGUUUUGAUAUGGUAAUGAAUUUAUUUAGAGAGGAAACUGCUUUGUUUGCCUAAAGAUUGAUUGCAUUCCCUUUAUGCUGGAUGUGUGCGUUAACUAAGUGUAUGUACAAAUCCAGGUAAAGGGAAAUACUUCUCCAAAAUCAACAUUUUGGAAGUAGACAGAUAUGGUGUUUCUUCUUCUGUUGCAUUGAAUGUCAAAGCUGCUUUAACUCUGUGCAGACUGGACUCAAUGUAAGUACAAGACCUGCUGAGAUGUGCUCACAGCUUUGCUAAGUACCAGAUUGUCACGGUGCAGCGUCCCAGAAACUGAAGGUGGAUGGUGAACAACUGGGGCUUGAAAUGGACUGCACAACAGCUUCAGGUAUGGGAUAAGAUCUAACUGGAGUAGUAAGCAUGGUGCGAGAAUGGAAAUGCAUAUUGUGUCACCUUGUAUACAGCUCAAAAAAGGAGAUGGAAGAACACAUGAGGAGCAUGCUUCAUCACAGAGAACUUGAAAACCUGAAAGGAAGGGACAGCAACCACCAGUGCCAGGUAUGCAGGGUGACGCUGGUGGGCUUGUCAGCAUAUGCCAAGCACAUCUCCAGCCAGCUACACAAAGACAAUGUUGAUGCCCAUGAUAAAGCGGAAGAGAAAGAGGAGGCAGAAGAAGAAUACCUUGACAAAGAACUCAUUCAACUAAUCAAACAAAGGAAGGAACAGAACCGGCAAGCUGAACCAUGCUGUACAAACCAAGAAACAGAAUGUGAUGAUAGGAGGUCACAGAGGAGGCGAGAAGAGAGAGCUACAUACAAAGAAAGAGAAGCUUAUGAUCAGUCAUCGUGGCAUCAUCACAGUGCAUCACAAAGGGACUGGAAAUGGGAAAGGGAUGAUUAUAUUAAUUCUAGACAGGGCCAAUUUUCACACUCCCAGAGGAACGUUAAUAUAAGUAGGCAUCCAGGUGGCCCAAGGGGACGCUCUGGGUGGCACCAAAAUGCUUCAGGAAGCUCUUCAAGUUGGCAUAACUAUGGGAAUUCUGGAAUUGUUUGGCAUCCAAAUGGGCAAGGAGGAGGAACAUCAAAUUGGCAUCACAGUGCCAGAGGGAGAAAUUCUACUUGGCACACAGAAGGAACUGGUAAUUUUUCUAGCUGGAAAUGUAGAAGUUAUGGAGGAAACUGGCAGUCUAGUUCUCAUGGCGCAAACAGCUGGAAUUUUGGAAGCUCUGGAGAUACAUAUUUAUUAGAGCCACCUAAAUAUAAUAAGGAAAGAUAUACGUGGCAGUGGCAGGAGAAAGACGUGACUGAUGUUCUUCCAUACAGAGAUCGAAACAAUAGGAGUGACUCACUUGGUUUUACUAGUGAUAAACUUACUUCUGAGGGGGCAUUGGAUUUUGGUACUUCCAGGCAACCAGAAAGCAAAGCUCCAAGAAACAGUGGAAAAAGUGGGAGCCCUUCAAGAGAUAAAAUACAUCGCUGGACUCCCUACCCAUCCCAAAAAUCUACAGAGCAGCAAUCGUGGUUUGAAGAUGUUUCUAAAGCUACAGAGAAAAUGGAUUCUAUAUUUUUGCCUCUUACUGAAUCAUCAGUAAAAGGAAAAACUUGUGAAGCCGCUGCUAGCAUCCCAAAAGUUAAAAAAUGGGAAGUAUCUUCCCGUUCUAAUGUAACACUAGAUUACCCUGGUUCCAGUGAUGAAAAGCCUGACAAAGAUGAUGGCAGAAGUAGUAGGAUGCCAUCACUGAAAUCCCCUCUUCUAAAUAUCAUGGACGUUAAGUUGUCUUCCCAGAAGCUGGAUACAAAAAGUCUGUUCAAAAAUGUCAAGUCUCUGUUAUUCUCACCUAGUAUCAAAGAACAGAACCAUUUGAAAGCACUGAAUCUGGAAGCUAACAAUUUACCUUCUUUGUCGUCAGAGCAACAUGAUGCAUCUGCUGGCGACUUACAAGGCAACAGCAAAGACACACUUAGCAGUGAUCUUGGUGAGCCUGUUGAUAAUUUAGGUGAAGCAGAACAAAAACGCAAAGAUGUUCAGUCUAACCAUUCCUUACAAAAUGCUCCCUUAAACUCUUGCAUGAAUACAAGUGACCAGAAUAUGGGAGAAACGGGGAAAGCAUCACCAAAGAACGAGUUCAGGCGACAUUCAUUAGAAGAUGUGAGUGACGAUGAGUUAACAGGAAGAGAGAAAGUAGAAGAAAAACCGAGUCCUUCUGUUAGUUCUUGUUUACUCUGCGACCCUCCAGAAGGUCAACUUGCUGCCUCUGAAAAGGAUGUUGAUGAAAAGCCAUCUGCUUCAAGCACUGCAUCUGCUGAUCUGAAAGAUUCUGCAUUUCAGAUGGAAUCCACAGAUUCUCCAUCAAACAGACAGGAGCUCUUGCACGUGGGUUUGAAAACCUCCUCACAGGAAGGAGAAGUGAAUGAAGAGCAUGUCAAGUCAGGUGGUCGCUUUGAAGUGGAAGGUUUUGAAAAUCAUUCAGAUCAUGAGCUGCAGAAAGGAGGAAGUCAAUCACUAGGCCUCCUUCCUGAUUUAAGUAAACUUGGCCUCCCGGCCUCUCUGCAAAGAGACCUGACACGGCAUAUUAGUUUGAAGAGCAAAGUGGGAAUACACCUUCCGGAGCCCAAUCUCAAUAACGCACGGCGCAUUCGGAAUGUCAGUGGUCAUCGGAGAAGUGAAACUGAGAAAGAGUCGGGGCUUAAACCCACCCUCAGGCAGAUUCUUAGUGCUUCCCGGCGAAACGUGAACUGGGAUCAAGUCAUCCAGCAGGUAUCAAAGAAGAAACAGGAACUUGGCAAAGGUUUACCAAGGUUUGGUAUAGAAAUGGUGCCUCUUAUUCAAAAUGAUCAAGAGUCUCUAGAACUUGUUGAAGAAUCUGAUUUGUCUACUCUGGAAGGAUUCCAGUGGGAAGGGAUUUCCUUAGCAGCGCCUGGGUCAGCCAGAAAACGUAGCUUUUCUGAAAGCAGCGUCAUUGCAGACAGACACCCUUCUGCUUACAGCUUUUUUAGUGAACAACCCAAAGCAAAAGAAUGUGAGGAAAGGCAAGUAGUUGCAGCCAGACGCUUACAUGAUAUAACAUCUGGAUAUGAGGCAAGUGUUGACAUACGAGCUGACUUGAAACAGGAGACCUCUUCUCUUUCUUUGUCACCGUUUGAAUCUGAAAGAACUGAGACCACUGGAAGGAAACACAGCCUACAGGCUACUUCUGAGCUCACUGGCCUCAUAAAAGCAGAGCAAGACAGUCCAGAUAAGAGAGCACCUCUUCUUAAAAAACCGAAUGUGUUAGAAGUAUCAGAAGAAAAUCCUCUGGCUUCAAGUGAUGUACUUCUUGCAGUGUCUAACAACAUAGAUGCAGCUACAGACAGCAGCUACACUUCUGGUACUGAGCAAAAUGACAGCCAAGGAGUUGGCAAGAAACGAAGAGCGACGGGAGAAGGAUCCUCUCCUGAAAUCCCCAGUCUGGAAAGAAAGAAUAAAAGAAGAAAAAUCAAAGGUAAAAAAGAACGUUCUCAAGUAGACCAAUUGUUGGCUAUUUCACUGAGAGAAGAAGAAUUGAGCAAGUCCUUGCAUAGUGUGGACAAUAGUCUCUUGCAAGCUAGAGCCGCCCUGCAGGCUGCAUAUGUUGAAGUUCAGCGGUUCUUGGUGUUAAAGCAACAGAUAACCAUGGAAAUGAGUGCUCUGAGAAGCCAAAGAAUCCAGGUCUUGCAAGGGCUACAAGAGUCGUAUGGACCUUCAGAACUGUCAGAGCAACUCCCAGUUAGUGUCUCAACUGAGAGAAGAAACAGCAAAUCUCUGGUGUCAGCUGAUUUGCUUCCUACAGGCUCUUUCUUGCCCCUUUUGGACACUUUGUCUCCUGUACCUUCACUGGGACCUUCUGUUCACGUAAACACAUUAACACCAUUCCAUUCUGGCAUCACGUUCACCACUCCUCCAGAUUCCUCAGUACAAAUUAAACGAGAACCUGUGUCUCCGGAAGCCUCAGAAGAAAAUGUGAAUACUGUACUCCAGAGCUCUCUUUGUGCUUCACGAACAGAAGUGGUAGCACAGAAAGAAGAAGAGAUCAUCCAAAAAACAUCAUUGUAUCCAGUUAUUUCUGCAACCAUAUCCCUGUCAGAACUGACAGCUUGUUUCCAGCGUGCUAAUCAAGAAGUUCACAAGCCUGCUGUGGAUAGGGGAAAGGCUGGACUUUCAGAGAAUCCUUCUCCUUCACUGUCUACUUUGAGCAAAAGAGAAGCAAAUGGUACAGUGACUGAAAGCUUUUUACUGGAUCAGUGUAGCACCUUGCUUCCAAAUCACUCGGUUCUUCUAGAAAUGCCAACGGAUAAAACUCCCAAAUUGUCAGCAGAACCUUCGGAACAACAGGCAUCAAACACUGUAGUCCCAGUAGAAAAGGGGAACAAAAGGAGGAGGAAGUUAAGGAAAAAGAAAAUGCUGAGGGCAGCUCAUGUGCCAGAAAAUAGUGAUACAGAACAGGAUAUAAUUGACUGUAAGCCUACCCGGAAGGUCAAGAGUGGAAAAGUUCCUAAAGGAGAAAAAGUUACAACAUCCACUCCUCAAAAUCAAGGAGAUGGAGUUGGUAUUCAAGCAGCUAGAAACAAGGAUGAGAAUGAUAGUGAUGCUUCUCUGGAACUAGUUGAAGUCGCAACGCCCCAGUGUGAAGUGGUUGACAUUGGUUCAUCAGAGUCAGGAGAUGAGAAACCAGACAGCCCAUCAAAGAGGGAGUCGUGCAGUGCUGUGGACCAAGCAGUCUUAGAGGCAUCUUGCUCAGGUUAUGAUGAAGUGAGCUCUACCAGUGAGAUUGGCACAAGUUAUGGGGAUGAUAUGAAAAGAAGUGUGGCUGAGGCGCAGGCUUCUACAUCAUCACUAAGAGGAUCGAAGAACUCAUCAGAAGUGUCUUCAGAGCCAGGUGAGGAUGAAGAACCUACAGAGGGGAGCUUUGAAGGACACCUGGCUGCAGUGAAUGCUAUUCAGAUUUUUGGGAAUUUAUUGUACACCUGCUCAGCAGACAAAACUGUUUGUGCCUACAAUCUGGUUAGUAGGAAGCGUGUGGCUGUCUUUGAAGGACAUACUUCAAAAGUGAACUGCCUCCUUGUCACUCAGACAAAUGGGAAGAAUGCUGCGCUUUACACUGGCUCAAGUGAUCAUACCAUCAACUGUUACAAUAUCAAGACCAAAGAAUGCAUGGAACAGUUUAAACUGGAAGAUCGAGUGCUCUGUUUACACAGCAGAUGGCGGAUCCUUUAUGCAGGCCUUGCAAAUGGCAGCGUUGUUACAUUCAGUGUAAAGAACAACAAGCAAGUUGAUAUCUUUGAAUGUCACAGUCCUAGAGCAGUGAGCUGCUUGGCCACAGCUCAGGAAGGAGCGCGAAAGCUGUUAGUAGUGGGUUCCUAUGACUGCACCAUCAGUGUACGUGAUGCACGGAACGGGUUGCUUCUCAGGACUCUUGAAGGUCACAGCAAAACUAUACUCUGCAUGAAGGUUGUGAAUGAUCUGGUGUUCAGUGGUUCCAGUGACCAGUCUGUCCAUGCCCACAACAUUCAUACUGGAGAACUGGUACGGAUCUAUAAAGGCCAUAACCAUGCAGUAACGGUUGUGAACAUUCUGGGGAAAGUGAUGGUAACAGCAUGCCUCGAUAAAUUUGUCCGUGUUUAUGAACUACAGUCACACGACCGCUUGCAAGUUUAUGGAGGCCAUUCGGAUAUGAUCAUGUGUAUGACCAUCCAUAAGAGCAUGAUCUACACCGGAUGUUAUGAUGGCAGUGUCAGAGCUGUGAGGCUUAAUCUUAUGCAGAAUUAUCGUUGCUGGUGGCAUGGAUGUUCGCUAAUCUUUGGAGUUGUUGACCACCUGAAACAACACUUGCUAACUGACCACACCAACCCAAAUUUUCAGACCUUAAAAUGUCGUUGGAAGAACUGUGAUGCUUUCUUUACUUCCAGAAAAGGUUCCAAGCAGGAUGCUGUGGGACACAUUGAAAGACACGCUGAGGAUGACAGCAGGGUUGACUCAUGAAACUUUUCACCUCCCACAUUGGGAAGUAAUUUAAUGUCAGGAUUAUUCCGAAUAACAUCAGUUUCUUACUCCAGCCUUUUCUCUUGCUUUUACUACUUGGAAUGCAAAAAGGAAGUGGGGCUGAAAAGCCUUGCUACAGAACUGCAGCUUAUGUUGCGUUCUGUAACCGUAAGGCUGGUCGUUUAAGAAGCAGCCCAAAUGUAAGAUUCUUGCAAGUUUUCAAUUCAUUGACAAAUAGGAAUAUUUCCGUCCUCUUGUCUACGUUGUUUUAUGAAGAAGUACGUUCUUGAGAAUCUUUGGGAAGUGCAGAGGGGUGUUGAGAAGCUGGAUGAUGAUGGGUGCUGGUGUUUCACGCUCAGCGUGAAACCUGUUAAGUGUCUACCUAAAAUAUGCCUGUUUUUGUUAUAUCUGUUUUCGCUGAUAUUAAUAAAAGCCUGCGAACCUGAACAUCAAAAAAAAAAUCUGACAAGAAAAUCUGUAACUUGAGUAUCCAGUGUACAUACUGGCUUUCAUCAUAAAAAGAAACGGUAUUUUAUGGAGAACUGGAACGAUUUUUUUAACGUUAACUGUAAUUUAUAUUUUAAUCUUUGUCUAAAAAUUUCUAUAAUUGAGAUAAUAUAUGCGGUGACAGACUACCCUAAAUAUUACACCUCCUGAGGUAUUCUGGUGUCUUUCUUUGGAGGAAAGCAGUCUUUUGGCUGGUAUGCGAGCAGCAGUGGAACAAUUCUGCUCUCAUACCUUUCAAUCUUAGUCUCUUAUAGGUCCAAAUGUGCAGGAAGGGAGGAACCAGUAUCAGCUUUUGUUUCUCAGUGUAACCACUACUGUUGUGAUACAGUACCAGAGUUGGAUUGCUUAUUUGAUUUGGAAUUCUGUAAUGCUGAAUCUUUAUUACAAAGCAAACAAAUAGGAGUUCAAAGCCACUAUAUAUUCAAAUUCUUCUUCGUUAGUGUUAUUUUGUUUCUGUUGUGAACUGGCUUAAUUUGCUCAGGCUGUGUGAAGAUCACUAAAAGUCAAUAGGAUUCUAUUAUAUUUGUCUAAAAUUCUCAAGCAGAAGCUGGGGAUACAAAAUGCAUGUUUCAUGGGGAAAAAAAAACCACAAACAAUCUUGUUUCCAUAGUGGACACAGGGAAGCCAGUGUGAAGUGGAAGACUGUUUCUACUUGUACAGGUCCCUCUGCUGCUGUCUCUUGGGGUUGCAGACUUGACCUCAUUUUUCUGUUGUGUUCAGUGAACUUGAACUUUUGCACUCAUGAUGCUCUUUUAAAUAACAAGUUGAAUCUGGCAAGGAACUCUCUUAAACAAUGGAACUAAUCUGUCAAGGACCUUUUCAUGCUUGACUAGCUUCCUGCUUAAUUAAAAAUAAGCAGUUGUUUCCUUAAACUGUAACAGAAGAUAAAGAUAUUCCAGUGUCAAAACUGAGUCAAUUAUAAACAUAUCCAGUGCUUUUCGAGACUUCAUAUGUUAUCCAUAGACCAAACGUAACUUAUAGCCUCAUUCUUUGACUGCAACAAAGUCUUUAUAGGCAAGGACUGUGAAUGAAGGAGGCCCGUGGAUGUUCAGCUCUGCCAUCCAGUCGAGAAACUUCAGGGCCUUCUCUGAAGCGCACAGUUUUUAUCCUGUGUUAGUGCACAAGCAUAAUUCCUCUGUAUUUGCUUGAUAUUGAUGGUUUUUUCUUGAGGAAGACAGGAGUAAAACUGGAACGAUGUAGGGUAGAAUCCUACUUCAAAUGUAGGAAUUCUUGAGGUUCCAAUGCUCUUGUAGUUUUUUGGGUGAUUUUUUUUUUUUUUUUGGAGGUUUUUUUUUUUGUUGCUGUUGUUUGUUUUUAUUAUUUUCAUUAAGAUGUUUGUAGAUGGGAGAAAUAAAAGCAAUAUGUGACUUAGACUCAAGGCAGCUUUGAGAGUUUUAUGUGUUUUGGGGGGAUGGGUUGUUUUCUGCUUUAUUGCACUGGAAUCUCCAAGUGUAUUUGUUUGAGGUUUGGUGGUUGUUUUUUUUAUAAGUAGAAGGCUUCGUAUGACUUAAAUCAUUUCCACCGUUAUUGAUAUUAAAGAGUUUUGCAUUUUUUAAACCACAGUGAGAGAAAUAUAAAAGUGUGGAAGGAAACAAUGUUUUGACUAUUUGAGCUAUUCUUCAUAGGUUGUGAUUGGAGUGAUGGCAGGGAGCUCUGUGUUCUGAGGACAAGUAUGUGGAGUGGUUCUAUCACUAAACAUCAUGUGUGAGAGUAGAUUUUUGAUACUUAGUGAUUCUUUUUCUCUCAGCUGAUGACUUUGAUUUCAGGAACGUGCAGAGAUCUUUCUCACUGGAUGUUACAACAAAGACAGUUACUACACUUUAUUUGCAUUCCUAGGUAGUUAUUAUGUUGAUCUUUUCUAGUUGGUGUAAAAGGAGAUUUCCUUUUCUUGUAGUUGGUGAUAUUUCCUUCUCUGUCCUUAAAAAUGGUCUAAUCCAAAAUUAUGGACUUGGGAAGUCCAGCUUUAGCAGUGGUGUCUUUUGCUGCUUCAUUGGUUGCUUCAGAUCCAUUCUCAGAAUCGUAAAAUGGGUAAGGGACAGGAAAGUAGCAGAACUGCAUGAGUGCUUAUCAAUUUUGCUUUGUUUGUGUUAAAAAAGGUAUAUAUAUUGCUCAAGGGCUCAGAGGGAAUAUCGUGCUGCUUUGUCAUGAGUUUGUCUCAGCAGGAUUUGCUUUGAAGUUGUCAUGCAGGUAUGAAAUUCCACAGAUUUCUUCGUUCUUCUGGGGGGAAUGCAGCUUCCAUUAAUGGCUGUUUGCUUCCUCCACGUGUGGUUGCAGAAGAGCAAUGGUAAAUUGGUGUGUUAGAUUGGCAGCCAUUGAUGAGAUCCACUCCAGGUUUGCAACUGAGGGUUCUGACUUGUGAUAUAGCUCUGGUCAGAGAGUGCAGUAGUCUCAGCAAGGGGAAUAUUUGUGAAACAUGAGCGGGGUAAUUUUUGCAUGAAAAGCAGCGUUCCACAUCUGAAGCCUGUGUUCAGGACUGUUUUUGUUUUGAGUUUGGUUUUUAUGCAGCUGAAGAGUUGUGGGUGUGGAAGAGUGAGUAGAGUGAGAGUUGAUUUUUACGGUUAGCUGUUUUAUUUCAUUAGUUAAAUGUUAGAUCGUGAGCUCUGGACUUGCUGAAUGCUGAUUGAAUACGGCAGUUCCUUUUGGGGUAUAAGCCACCGUUCUCUUCUGAGCAGUAUUGAUGCUGCUUAUUCAGCUGUGAGUCCUUAAUGUGCAUGAAGUGAAGAGCUGUUGUAUUUUGUGAUAUGGAGAAUGGGAGAGGCUUUACUGAAACCAGUUAUGUACCAUUCUCUUCAGGAGUGGGAGAACACGUUGUGGUGCGCUUAUAUUAAGCCCUACCCGAGCUCAAAAAGAGGAGUGUGAGUAGCAUAAAAUAAUCACUCUAAAGUUCAAAUGUGCCACAAAGCUUAACUUUAUCUGACAUCCUCACAUGUUGAAUCAAAAAACAACGCAAAGACUGGUCUGUAUUAUUUGCUCCAUUUUCCUUCAAAUCAUAGGAAAAGUAACAGCUAACUGACAGCGUGGUGCUGCGUGGCCUAUUGCUGUUGCUUCCCUGUCUGGAAAGGGCCAGAGGGAAAACUUGCAUCUGUUGGUAUGAGGAUGCAUUACAUACCCCAGCUUCUGUUUGCCUUAAGGUGUGUGGGUUGUGGACCUUCCAAGUGGUUCAGCUCUGUGCUGUGCUGAAGUAGCACAGGUCUCACCUCGCACUUACAAACCAUGCAGUUAUGCUAAAUCUUGGUAAACAAUGACUGAAAGCUCACAAUAAACUCUAGGUUCCCAGAAACAAAAACAUGGUGCUGGAAAGAUUUUUUUUCCUUCUUUUAAAUUAAAAUGUAGGUACAGAUAAAAUCUUGGUUUUCAGGCCUUUAAUGUACUGUCAUUCAAACAUAGUCUUAAGUCGUCCAGAAUUGCAGAACAUAUGAAGAAGGAUAAGGAAACAGUCUCGAGUGCUAAUUGCAAAAUAUUUAAUGGUGGAAGUAAAGAGCAAACUAUGUAGGUAUAUAUUCUGUCAUAUGCACCUGCCAGCUCCUCCAGUUUCAUUUUGCUGCAAAUAUGAAAAAUAAAACAACAUGGUUGAGAAUUGAAUGACUUAAGCUAUGUAGAACAUUUGCACAGAUUGACCUUGCUUUUCCUCUUUCAUUUUGGUACGAAGCUGAGUGUAACAAUGAUGAAACUUUACACAGACAAAAAAACUGAAAAGAAAAAUAAAAGUUCUUUAUAUUGUU